Molecule: messenger RNA, 991 nt
Organism: Vespa velutina
Lineage: Eukaryota; Metazoa; Arthropoda; Insecta; Hymenoptera; Vespidae
Gene: ND-B12
Product: NADH dehydrogenase [ubiquinone] 1 beta subcomplex subunit 3
Exons: 2
Coding region: 171-476 (101 amino acids)
Biological process (GO): electron transport chain; mitochondrial respiratory chain complex I assembly
Cellular component (GO): mitochondrion
Source: RefSeq, a predicted model, not a curated record
AACUUUUAGUAGUUGAUAAGAAUAUUUAUAAAAAACUUCUCGUUUAUAUAAUUGUUAGAAUUAAAAUGAAAUAAAAAUCUAACCUUUGCUCAAUUAUAAAUAUUGGAUGGAUGUAUAAAAUAUUUCUUAUUAGACUCACGUAAUAAACAUUUAAAAUUAUAGAAUCUAAUAUGGGUGGCCAUGGACACGAACAUGAUACUGUUAAAAUACCUUCUCCUGACUCUUAUAAGAUAGAAAAAUUUCCAACGUUAGUAAAAUUUCAAGAACGUUUAACAAAGGAAGGUUUAAAAGAUCCUUGGUUAAGAAAUGAGGCAUGGCGUUAUCAUCCUAAUUAUAAAACAAAAGCACAACGUACAAUGAUGUUUUGCUUCAGAGGAUGGAAGCUUGGUAUUCCAGCAUUUUUAAUAACUAUAGGAAUUGAACAAUUGUUGGCAAUGGGUAAAAAAGAUGAUCAUGGUCAUGGUGAUCAUCAUUAAUAUAAUUAUAUAUAUGAAAUGCAAUAGUUGAUAGACCAUUAAGCGGUACUACAAGUGUAGAAAUACAAAAAUAAAUAAUAUAAAUAAAUGUUUCGGUAAAUAUUCGUUAAAUAAUUAUUUCUCUUUAUUUAUUUUUUGCGUAAGUAAAUAAAAUGUUAUUUAUAAAAAAAGAAGCUAUGUAUGCAUUAUAUACUUUAGUAUUUUAAUAUAGUAAAAAAAAGGUAUAUCUUAUAAGUUAUAUUGACUGUUAGUCUAUCAUAGUCUAUUACAUUAAAAAUCUUUCAUCUAAUAAUGUUUUACUGCUUAAAUUUUUUCUUCCACUGUAUUUAAUAAUUACAACGAAUAAUUGCGAGAGUAUAAAUGUAAUAGCAGCAGCUAAUACAUAAUUAUCAUAUAAAGUCAACACAAAAAGAAAUAUUGUAAUUUCAAAUGUACCCAUCAACCAUUCAUUCCCGUAAAGUAUUACUUGACUGAAUGAAUAAUCAUUAUCUGAAAUAAAAUUAUAUAACAAAUUA